AUGUCCCGCAGGAAGCAGAGCAACCCGCGCCAGUUCAGACGCUCCAUCCACCGGAGCGCAGCAGGACAUGAGGGUGAAAAUCAGGACGAGCAGAAGGAAGUCGGAAAAGUAGAAGACAGACAUCAGCGCGGCUCAGAGGAAUUGGACAGUUCGAACGACAUCUUCCCAUGUAGGAUGUGUGGGAUCUGGUUCAGGAGUGAGAAGAACCUCCAGGUUCACCUUCUGUACUACUGCAGUGGACUGCCGACCAACAGGGACCUUCAAACGUCCAGCGGCUCUGCUUACCCAGAAUGCAAUACCAGUUUGUUGGGUCCACGGGGUCUGGAGAUGUACCUGUCCAUGAACUCAGCCUUCAGGGUUGAGGAACCGUCUUCUGGAAGUGGCUUGAAAUGCACGAUUUGCGACUACACCGCUGACACGCUGCUGGUCCUGCAGCCCCACCUCCUAUCUCACCUGGUCCCCCAUGGUCCCCGGAAUCUGUCCAAGCAUCAGAAACUGCACAGGCACGGCGGUCCAGGCACCAAGGUUCACAUUAAAGAGAAUGAACUGGAGCUCUCAAAAAGCUCGGGAACAGGGAGUCUGAAGCAGGAUCGAGAGGAUUCGGACAUCCUGGACAGUCCAGUCUGUCACGCAGUAGUACAAGAAGACGGCGGACGAGAGGAGCGGACGGUCAAAGGUGAAGCGAAUUCUGAAAACCAGAGAGUGAAGUCGGAGCCUUCAAGCCCUCACGUGGCUUCUUCGCCAAUCCCAGAUCAGACGGCUUCACCAUUUCAAAUGCCACCUUCGAUACCUCAGGGCAUAAACAUGGUCCCACAGGCUUCAGAGGUACUGGCUAAAAUGUCAAAGCUGGUCCAUCGAAGGUUGCGUAACGGAGGGAACGGUUUCCCACCCCUGAUAUUCGUAUCGAAGGGAGCGUCAUGCUUCGAAUGCAACGUAACGUUCAGCAACGAUGAUAAUUAUCUGGUGCACAAGAAGCACUACUGUAACGGUCCCUGGCAGCACGUGGACGAGUCUGCAGGCUUGAGAAGUGGCUUAAAUGCUGGCAUUCCUAAUCUCACCCCCUUCACGACAUCUCCAGUUGACCCUUUCAAAGCAUCUGCAAAAAAACCUAAAGGAUUCCCAGCGCUGGUUAAAAAGCUAGUCGACUCGCCUGGUGUGGAAGAAAGACCAAAAUACAUGACGGUAGAAUCUAAGAUGUCGUCAGAAACCUCGGAGAAUGAAGCCGACCCGAGCCAGACGACAUGCCAGGCAUGCAAGAUUACGUUCGGUCGACAGGAGAACUACGUGGUGCAUAAGCGGUAUUACUGCGCCAGCAGGCACGAUCCUCCGCCAAAACGAGCAACCACCAGAACCUCCGGGAUCCAGAAGCCUGGUCAAGCCCGGAAGCGAAGGAAGAUGGGAAGUCCGGAUCCGACCGCCCAGUCUGUCGCUCCGAAUUCACUGGAGAGCCUCAAGUACCCGUUCUGUCAGCAAUACAACACCAUCCAUGGUUUGGUCUCCAAGCAUCGUGAAACCUCCUUAAUGGUCCUGGCGUCAAGAAAGAGCAAGACAGAGCAGGAGGACGUCGACGCACCCAUGGAUCUGAGUAAAAAGUGCUCCAUGCAGUCAGGAAACCUCAUGGACUAUCACAAAUGUUCCGUGUGCAAAAUAAGCUUCUAUAAAGUUGAGGAUUAUCUGAGCCACAAGCUGAACUUCUGCCCUUUGGACCAUAAAGCACGAGGCACCACAAUAGAAGGUUCUGGAAAUGUAAAAAACACGGAUAUUCACAGUGCCGAUAUUGGAACAUCUACUGAUGAACAACCAUUCCUGAGGGACGACGGUCACCCCUGGAAAAAAAUAAGACCGGACGACCAAAUCUGGCCGUACUACGAGAUCAGUCCUGCCGACCACGCCUCAGAGGUUUCCGUUAUGCAAAGCCCAAAGGAAGCAAGCGAGGGUGAAAAUGACCAGCCAAUGCCCAACCUGAAAGUGGAUGACAAGCAAGAGCAAGGAAGUUCUCCUCCCAACAUAAACCUGUCGAGUCUUACUCCAGAUCUUAGGAGGAGCACCUGUUCAUCACCAACCUCCAAAACAGAGGAGAUUCCAGGUUCAAAGAGAAGCACAAGCGUAUCGAACUUCAGCUACUGCAGCCGUGCGACAGUUCAGUGA
Trichomycterus rosablanca is the source of this 2148-nucleotide messenger RNA. RefSeq names its product zinc finger protein, FOG family member 2b (gene zfpm2b). NCBI's taxonomy places the organism in Eukaryota, Metazoa, Chordata, Actinopteri, Siluriformes, Trichomycteridae. The transcript has 4 exons. Gene Ontology annotation, biological process: negative regulation of transcription by RNA polymerase II; positive regulation of transcription by RNA polymerase II; cell differentiation. Bases 1 to 2148 code for a protein of 715 amino acids. Gene Ontology annotation, molecular function: RNA polymerase II-specific DNA-binding transcription factor binding. The record is from RefSeq and is a predicted model, not a curated record. Gene Ontology annotation, cellular component: nucleus.